Messenger RNA from Cottoperca gobio, 4449 nucleotides. It is a transcript of the gene arhgap12b, whose product is annotated as Rho GTPase activating protein 12b. Lineage: Eukaryota; Metazoa; Chordata; Actinopteri; Perciformes; Bovichtidae. The transcript is spliced from 19 exons. Gene Ontology annotation, molecular function: protein binding. The coding region runs from base 287 to 2944 and encodes 885 amino acids. Gene Ontology annotation, cellular component: cytoplasm. Gene Ontology annotation, biological process: signal transduction; regulation of GTPase activity. The record is from RefSeq and is a predicted model, not a curated record.
GUGACCGGAUAUGUGAUGUGUUGCCGCAGCGAGCUUGACAGCCUGAAGAGAGGCGGGGGAUUGCGAACAGACCGACUUGACUGGAGGUCUGCUGCGGACUAAGUCGGAGCAGCAGACACUAAAAUAGCUGGGAAAAGUUGCUUCUCACCACCCCUACGGUCGACGCAGAACACAGAGAGACACCACUGGAGUUUUUAAAGCCCAGCAGUUCCCUGCAAGUCAGACAUGAGGAGCCCCCCAGGCCUGGGUCGCUGAGGUCAGAGUUCAAGUGCUUGUUCCGGCAGUCAUGGCUGACAGGGAGGGGCCACCCAUCGCCCCGGGCCAGAUCUACAUCGAGGUGGAGUACGACUACGAGUACAAGGCCAAAGACAAGAUGGUGGCCAUCCGCCAGGGAGAGUGCUACAUGCUGGUGAAGAAGACCAAUGAGGACUGGUGGCAGGUGAGGAAGGAGGAGGGCACAAAGGCCUUUUACGUGCCGGCGCAGUACGUCAGGGAGGUGCGCAGGGCCCUCAUGCCCCCCCAGAAGCCCACAUUGAGGGCCAAGCCCACCGUUUUGGAUAUCUGUCGGGCAUCCAAUGAAAACCUCAACAGACCCCAGCCGGAAAUGUCCAGUUUUGGGCGUCCGUCGCCUUCCUCCACCCCGUCGCCAUCUUCUGAUCGUGUCACACCGCCGGUUCUGUCUAAGGAUGCUAACCAGAACGUGGGGAGUCCCCAUCACUGCAAGAUGGUGGCUGAGCUGGUACUUCUUCACAACAACAACAACCAUCACCACGCCAACAAUUCCACAUUGCCAAGGACUCGGGCAGACUCGCCUCCGCUUAAAUUGGGGAACAACCACAACAAAAGUCCAGACAGUGACAAGACCUCCCCACUAAGCAACCCGCCAGGAGAUCGGCUGAACAAACUCCACAACGACUCAGAGUCUGGCGACGAACUCAGUAGCAGCUCAACAGAACACAUGCAGACAACGUCACCUACAGGUCAGGGCCGGUCCGACUCGCCGGUCUACACCAACCUCCAGGAGCUGAAGAUCUCUCAGUCCAGCCUGCCGCCUGUCCCCUCCAGCUCCCCCCUCCACAUCCUGGGUGACUGGGAAACCCACAAAGACCUGAGCGGCAGGCAUUUCUACUACAACCGCGCCACGGGAGAGCGGACCUGGAAGCCACCGCGCACCAGGGACACCAGCGGCAGCUCCAGCAGUAUCCGAGGAGAUAGCCAGGGCACAGCGGAGAGCGAGCCGCUGUCCUCAGAGGAAAACUGUCACAGCACCCACUCAAGUCAGUCUGACAGCCAGUACGGGUCGCCCCCUAGAGGCUGGUCUGAGGAGCUGGACGAACAUGGACACACUCUCUACGUCUCUGAAUACACACAGGAGAAGUGGAUAAAACAUGUGGAUGAACAAGGCCGGCCCUACUACUACAGCGCUGAUGGAUCCAGGUCAGAAUGGGAACUGCCCAAGUACAGUAUCUCCCCUCAGUCCGGUGAGGUUCCCAAGAGUCGCAGUCUGGAGAGGAAGCAGCAGGAUCCCAUCGUCCUCACCAAGUGGAGACACAGCACCUACGUCUUAGACCUCAACGACAAGGAGAGUGCUCCAGCGCCCAAGCAGAGCUCUCCAGACUCUGACUCGUGCCCCUCAUCUCCUAAGCAUCCCUCGACCCCCUCGGAGAAGUGUGGAGUCCUCAAUGUCACCAAAAUCACAGAGAAUGGAAAGAAAGUCAGGAAGAACUGGACCUCGUCGUGGACAGUGCUGCAGGGUUAUUCCCUACUCUUUGCAAAGGGUCAGGGGGGCAGCACCAGCUGGUCUUACUACCGCAGUGGCUCCAUCCCUGAGCUGCUCCUCACUCUCCUUAGCAACUGGAAGCGCUCAGUCAAGCCCCGUCCUGCUGUCUCCUAUGUGAACUGUAGGCCUGUGCAGGCUGCCGCUAAGUUUGGGAGCAACCAGUCAAAGCCUGAGUUCACUGUCGAUCUGCGAGGGGGCUCGGUGGAUUGGGCCUCCAAGGACAAGUCGAGCAAGAAACACGUCAUUGAGCUGAAGACUCGUCAAGGCACAGAGCUGCUAAUCCAGUCAGAGAUCGACAGCGUCAUCAACGACUGGUACCGGGCCCUCACAGAGACCAUCAACACACAUGCCUGGGAGUCGGAUGAGGCCAUUGAGGAGGACAUGCCUGAAUCUCCAGGAGCCGAGAAACAGGACAAGGAGAAAGACCACCGGGACUCCAAGAAGAACAGAGUGAUGAAGACGUCUGUGAGUAUGGACUCAUCAGACCAGAAGAAAACCAGGUUGAAGCUCAAGAAGUUCCUGACACGUCGACCCACCUACCAGGCUGUACGAGACAAGGGAUACAUCAAAGAUCAGGUGUUUGGCUGCAGUCUGACCAGUCUGUGCCAGCGGGAGAACACAUCAGUACCCAACUUUGUCACAACGUGUAUCGACCAUGUGGAGAACACAGGUCUCAGUAUUGACGGCUUGUACAGAGUGAGUGGGAACCUGGCGGUGAUCCAGAAGCUCCGCUUUGCUGUAAAUCAUGAUGAGAAGGUGGAUCUGAAUGACAGUAAGUGGGAGGACAUCCACGUCACCACCGGAGCUCUCAAGAUGUUCUUCAGGGAGCUUCCCGAGCCGCUCUUCACGUACGGGUCCUUCGAAGACUUUGUCGAGGCCAUCAAAUGCUCCGACUACAAGCAGCGAGUGAAUUCAAUCGAAGACUUAAUAAAGAAGUUGCCAAAACCCAACCACGACACAAUGCAAGCCCUCUUCGAACACCUGCGGAGGGUGAUUGACCACGGGGAGGCCAACCGAAUGACCACCCAGAGCGUGGCCAUCGUGUUCGGACCCACGCUGCUUAGGCCCGAGACAGAGACGGGCAACAUCGCGGUCCACAUGGUCUACCAGAACCAGAUAGUGGAGCUCAUACUGCUCGAGUACGAAAGCAUCUUCGGCAGGUAGAGGCCCCCGCUCAGAGUAGGAUGCCGGGCUGUUCAAACAUGGACUUCUUUUCCUCCCCCCCCCGACCACACACGUUUCUUUGACUGAACUGAACAUUGCUGUGGACCAAGCAGUUGGGAGAGGAAGAAAACAAAUCUAAUUGACCUCCAUUGACAGGACAGUUUACAAACAUGUUGCACUUACAGAAGUUUCGGAGAUGAGAAAAAAAAAAGGUGUACAGAUUUUCACCCGCUUCUACAGUUGCCAUUCCUGUUGCCAGUAGCAGGCCGCACAAUGGACAGUGUUUCAGAGUGAUGCCGUGUGGACGUCCAUGUGAUUUGGUGGAUUUGAGUAUUCAGGUGUUUUCACAUACACUGGAUCCCCGUGGCCAGUAAUUCCAUUGGGGGGGGGGGGGGGCACCUUUCGCCUUCCUGGUGGAAGCCGACCAGACUUUGGCAGAUCGCGGCGGCGAGUGGCAUUAAUAGCCAAACCGGCAACCUCAUCACCUCGCUGAAGGAUUGAAUCUGAACUGGAUAGGUUUUCUGUGUCGUGGAGCUCUGUCUGUGAUGUUUAAGCCCCGUGUGGUUUUGGAUCAUGUGGGGAAAAAAAAAAAUCUGUGUUAUGUUAACAGACUGUCUUUUGGCACUUGGAUGAACUGGAGUUACAGAGUGUCCCCAACUUACCUUAGUGACACCAUCACCCUCCCCCUCCCUCACCCCCACUUCCCCCUUUCAACCAGUGUUAACCAUUAACCCUGUGACAUAAGUGUCCUGUGACUUGAACGAUUGAGGACAAACUCCUCUGUUUGUGUGUGCGAGUGAAUUAACCUAAAUGGAAUAAAACCUAAACGGAAGCAUCCUCAUCUUGCCACUUUGUACAAACUGUGUGUCGUGUAGUCUUACGUGCUUUUUGGUAAAGUUUCCGUUAAGCUGCCGGCGGUCAUCGUCUGUGCUCCUUUAUCAACUUCAGUGUUAAAUUUCUUCAGUGGCGGAAAAUGUCACUGAGGUCCUGGUGUUACUGGAAAACGUGGAAGUAUAUUUCUGGAGACUGCAUUGUUACCAAUCUUUACAUGAAUUGUCUCUGUCGCCUUGAUGGCCCUUCUCUUCACUUAAGCUAAUAUUAAAGAGUAUUCAGAGAAGGGAAACGGUACUGAGAAUAUUUCAAAGCUUGAUGUAUGGGAGCGCUUGGCUGUUUAAAAUGAAAAGAAGAGCCUUUAAAAAAAUAAUAACCUUUCAGAGCAUAUGUACAGUGACAGAAACUAGUUGUUUAAAAUGUGUUAUAGUGACUGAGGUAUGUAUGUUUUGAUGGUGAACUAGUGAAAGCUGAUUUUGAUUUUGUAAAUUUGAAUUAAAACUUGACAAUACACAGAUUGUGAGAAAAAAAAACCCACACAUGAUCGACUGUUAUUUUUGUUUGAAGGUGUAUCUGGAGUGUUUUGCGCAUGGUCAGCUGCACAUUUUGAAUGUAAUUUUCAGGCUAACUGCUGUUUGUGAAACUGCUAUGUCUAAUAAAAAAGACAAACUAAA